GAGAUAUUGGCCAUAGAGAUGUCUGCCCUCUUGUGACCUUCUUGUGAGCAGUUUCAUGUAGGAACUAUUUUCCUUCUACUGAACUAUACCCGCAAACCUUAUCACCCCACAGAAGGAAAUGUGCAUCCACUGCUAGCUCACCUAGCACCAAUGAGCUAGCUAACAUUACAGCUCAGCUGAGGAGGACACCAUUAAUGAUUACAUCUGAGCCUUUCAUGAGCACAAGCAUUUGCACAAGAACGUAUUUUCAGGUGCUACGUAGCAGUCUGCGCACAUGACUAUGUAUAUGUGCAUGUGCUUAGGCAAGAUGGCUGCCAGCUGCAGACCACUGUUUGAAACCAUCAAAACAAAACUGGUUGUUUCAGUAAAAAAAAUUGCUGCCGCGGUGAUGCCACCAAAAGUGGGUAUUUUAAGCCAAAACAUGAUCUGUUCCUAACCAUAACCAGGGGUUUUUGUGCCUAAACAUAACCACACAUUAACUUCAGCGUUGUUGAAACCUAAAAUUUCAACAUAUCCGCUACGUAAUAAGGUACAAAUCAUAUCCAUGGUUUAUAGAAAUCUACAAUUAGAACAUUUACUCUGGCCGUUGGGUUGAGGAGUUACUGCUCAGGAAAACUGCUCAGACUUUCUUACAUCAGUGGUUCCAUCAAUCCUCAGCUCAGACACAUUUCCUCUCUGCACUGCAUGUGCCAAAAAUUCUGAUACUUCCUUUUGAAUGGUUGUGGUUUGCUGAAACCACUCACAUUCCCUGGGCAACUCAUAACAUCAUGUCUGCUUUUCUACCUCUCCAUUAUUAGCUGCCAUAAAACUUCAUCCCGAUGGCUUUGCCCUCGCAGUGGAAGUCCUGCGUGUCCAAGAUAUGUUGAAAAUCUAAAAAUCCAAAACUGUCCUGACAAUAUUCUGGUCGUUCCCCGCCUGUCCACGCUAUUGAUUAGCUCCUGCUAUCACAAAUCUCUUCCCAGGUUUAGCUGUCCCAUGAGCUGACACGACACUUGCACUUUGACCUGACCAGAUGACAUGGUCACAUCAGAUCAGAGGAAUUAAUUAAAUCCACAUCUUGUCCUCCCGGGGAUGGACCUGGCAUCAGAGACUAAAAUGAACUCUGAGGGGGGCGAAGGCAGACCAGUCCCUCCUACCUCUCUACCCCUUCAAGGAGGUUCCACACAAAGAAAAAAGCUAUCUGCCCCUCGCAUCAGCCUGUCACUGGACCAGAGCGAGGAUGACUUGGGGGAGACGCCAGACGAUCUGGACAUUAAUGUCGAUGACCUCGACACGCCUGAUGAGGGGGACUACCUUGACUACACGGACCAUGAAAUGGACUGGGAAGACCCCAAUGCAGCCAACAGGAGCGGGAUAAGCGAGCCUUACAAUCCAAUCCCUACAUACAGCGCUGAGGAGGAGCGCCAGGAUGGCAGGCUGUGGAGGACUGUAGUUAUUGGGGAGCAGGAGCACCGCAUUAACAUGAAGAUCAUUGAGCCCUACAUGAGGGUCAUUUCCCACGGAGGCUACUAUGGCAACGGAGUGAAUGCCAUCAUCGUGUUUGCUGCCUGCUUCUUGCCAGAUAGCGACAGAGAGGACUACCACGAAAUAAUGGAGAACCUCUUCCUCUAUGUGAUCAGCACACUGGAGCUGAUGGUGGCAGAGGACUACAUGAUUGUGUACCUGAACGGAGCCACCCCCCACAGAAGAAUGCCUGGUCUUGGUUGGCUGAAGAAAUGCUAUCAGAUGAUUGAUAGAAGGCUCAGGAAGAAUUUGAAAUCCUUCAUUAUUCUCCAUCCAUCGUGGUUUAUUAGGACCGUUUUAGCCAUCACCAAGCCCUUCAUCAGCACCAAGUUCAGCAGUAAGAUUAAGUAUGUGAACAGUCUGGACGAACUGCAGGAAUUCAUCCCCAUGGACUCCAUCCAGAUCCCAGAGUGCAUCAUUAGACUUGACAAGGAACUGAAGGAAGCAGCAGAGAACUCAAAAAUGAAUAGUUUUCUGCUGGGACCGGAGCCAACAGCAGCAGGCAGAACAGACAGACCAGACGCAGCCGGUGCCAGCAGCUCCUAAACCCAAACAUCCUAAAUGGAUGGGUCAUCUCAAUGUUCUCAAGUCACUGUUGUAUUGUACGGGUGAAGCUGGAAAACAAAAUCAACGGCUUGUUAAGCUAGUGUGUGUGUGUGCGUGCGUGUGUGUGUCAGUGUUUGUCAAUUAGACACUGGAGUUUAAUAUGACAACUUGCAAUAGUACCUGUUUAAACUCAAGACUUAGAUCUCAUUCUUUCUGGCUGCUGUAGCAUCGACUGUACCUUUACACCUCCAAUCCAGAGAACCAUAUAGUCAAGCGUGAUGCUUGGCAGCACCUACAGAGUAGCAUCGUCGUUCACGGUAGGGUAGGGAAUGCAAUUACACACCAGACAGUGCACUGCGCAAAUCCAUUUGUAGUCUAUAGUGUUGUAGUUGUGUGCAUGAGAAGCAGUGAAGCAAUAAUAUCACCCUUUACUGGUCACACACUCUCAGUAUUUCAGAUAAAGAGGCGACUUGUGUGUCAGCAAUCUACAAUAAAAGCACAUGGUGUGGCCAAAAAGAACUCCUUGUGCCAUAGAUGAUGACCAACUACUGCAUUGAAGCAAUCCACUCCUCUGUCUUAAUACUUGUUCUAAAAUAAGUCUACAAAUAGAUAUUUAAACUUUAUAGAGUCGGAAACCAAGGAGGAAUAGGUUAAAUAUGAAACCAAGUUAUCAGUGCAAUGUGAGAGCAUGUCUGCAAAUGUGUGUGUGCGUGUGUGUUUUCAAUCCAUUUCUGUCAGAUACAUGGAUACCCUGACACUGGGAAUCGUCUCUUCAGCUUCUCCUGGAUCAUCAGGAAGAAACCUCAGAGUACAUAAAAGAUGGGAUUUCUGUAAAGCACAAUAUCGUCUGUGUGUGUGUGUGUCCACACGCAUGUGUGUGUUUGUGCAUCAGUGCAUGUCCCCUCAUAGAUAACUGAUGGUCCUCUUACCCAUGAGUCUUCUUCGAUGGUGUAUUGAGGGAUUGCAAAGAAAUUAUGGAUCACUGUCUAGUAAUAUAAUAAAAAUGGACUCA
Epinephelus fuscoguttatus (brown-marbled grouper) is the source of this 3061-nucleotide messenger RNA. RefSeq names its product prune homolog 2 with BCH domain (gene prune2). The coding region runs from base 1072 to 2049 and encodes 325 amino acids. Lineage: Eukaryota; Metazoa; Chordata; Actinopteri; Perciformes; Serranidae. Gene Ontology annotation, biological process: apoptotic process. The record is from RefSeq and is a predicted model, not a curated record. Gene Ontology annotation, cellular component: cytoplasm. The transcript is spliced from 11 exons.